CCCUAUUGCCGACGCCAAGCAUCAAACGGUGCAGGUCGAUAGACUUUUUUAUGGUUAUACACCACUGCAUCUAGCUCUAUUUGACAAAUUCAAAAGGUUUGUAAUAGCCGAAUUGUUGCUGAGAAGAGGCGCUAAUCCUAAUUUAACUUGUGAAUAUGGAUUGACUCCACUUCACAUCAUGAUGGACCAAUAUUGCUAUCGCGUUCAUGAUCGUUUAGAAAUGGUGGUUGAAAAAUUUUUUGAUAUAACUUACGCAAAUGGUUACCGGGUCGAUAUCGACGCCCAGGACGCAUGGGGUCAGACACCUCUUCAUUUGGCCCUAGCCAAUAAAUGCAAGAAAGUAGCUGAAUUGCUACUGGAAUACGGCGCGGAUCCAAACUUAGCCAAUGCGGAGGGAUUAACAUCUUUGCAUUAUAUCUGUCAAUUAGACCAGCAUGAUCAAUCGAUCGAAUUAUUGAAUGCAUUUUUUGACAUCAGCGACGCUUAUCAUCGAAUCGACCUCGAAGUCGAUGCUCAGGACAAAUUGAACCGGACACCACUGAGAUUAGCUUCGCUCAACGGUAACUAUAAGAUGAGCAAAUUGUUACUGAAAAGAGGUGCAGAUUUGAACUUGGCAGGCUUGAACCAAUGGCAGGAACGUCUUAUAGAGACAGAGGGAUGA
This is a messenger RNA of Trichogramma pretiosum, 661 nucleotides long. Its product is annotated as E3 ubiquitin-protein ligase HACE1-like. Gene Ontology annotation, molecular function: protein binding. Lineage: Eukaryota; Metazoa; Arthropoda; Insecta; Hymenoptera; Trichogrammatidae. The record is from RefSeq and is a predicted model, not a curated record. The transcript has a single exon. Bases 179 to 661 code for a protein of 160 amino acids.